CGGCCUCCGUCCCGCCCUUCCCGGGAUUUAGUCCCGGCAGCCUGGGCGGCUCCGCAGCCGCCGCUUCCGCCUUCGCCAGACAUGCUCCCCGAGGCGGACUCCCUUUGGCUGCUGCGGCUGCUCCGGGACAUCCAGCUGGCCGAGUUUUACCGACCCAUCCUUGAGGCGCUUAAUGUGACCCGACCAGAGCACUUCGACUUUGUAAGACCCGAGGAUCUGGAUGGCAUUGGCAUGGGCCGGCCUGCCCAGCGCAGGCUGGUUGAAGCCCUGAAGAGGCACCGUUCCGGGCUCAAGUCUAAGAACUGGGUCUAUAAGAUCCUUGGAGGUUUUGCCCCUGGGCAGAAGGAGAGCACCCCACCCUCAGACAGCCCUCCAUCCCUCCCUGAGCCCGAAGGGGGACUCAAGUGUCUGAUCCCAGAUGGUGCCGUGUGCAGAGGGGAGCUUCUGGGCUCCGGCUGCUUUGGCGUGGUGCACCGGGGGCUGUGGACCCUGCCCAGUGGCCAGAGUAUCCCAGUGGCUGUCAAGUCCCUCCGGGUGGGUCCCGAAGGCCCCGAGGGCACCGAGCUAGGGGACUUCCUGCGAGAGGUGUCCGUCAUGAUGAACUUGGAGCACCCACACGUGCUGCGUCUGCAUGGCCUGGUACUGGGCCAGCCUCUGCAGAUGGUGAUGGAGCUGGCACCCCUGGGCUCCCUGCACACGCGCCUGACCGCCCCGGCCCCCACGCCCCCGCUGCCCGUGGCCCUGCUCUGCCUCUUCCUGCGGCAGGUGGCAGGGGCCAUGGCGUACCUGGGGGCCCGCGGGCUGGUGCACCGAGACCUUGCCACGCGCAACCUGCUGCUGGCCUCACCGCGCACGGUCAAGGUGGCUGACUUUGGGCUGGUGCGGCCGCUGGGCGGCGCCGGGGGCCGCUACGUCAUGGGCGGGCCCCGCCGCAUCCCCUUUGCCUGGUGUGCGCCAGAGAGCCUGCGCCACGGGGCCUUCUCUUCUGCCUCGGACGUGUGGAUGUUUGGGGUGACGCUGUGGGAGAUGUUCUCCGGAGGCGAGGAGCCCUGGGCGGGGGUCCCGCCGUACCUCAUCCUGCAGCGGCUGGAGAAGGACCGAGCCCGCCUGCCUAGGCCUCCCCUCUGCUCCAGGGCCCUCUACGCCCUCGCCUUGCGCUGCUGGGCCCCCCACCCUGCGGACCGGCCCAGCUUUUCCAACCUAGAGGGGCUGCUCCAAGAGGCCUGGCCUCCUGAGGGACGUUGUGUGAGGGAUGUCACAGAGCCAGGUGCCCUGAGGAUGGAGCCUGGUGACCCCAUCACUAUCAUCGAGGGCAGCCCCGACUCCACCACCUGGAAGGGCCAGAACGGUCGCACAUUCAAAAUGGGCAACUUCCCAGCCUCGGCAGUGACGCUGGUAGACUCAGGGGGCUCGCCAGCCAGCCGUCCGCUCCCCAGAGGCGCCCCUGCCCGAGGAGAGCACCACCAGGGAAACAUCAGUGGGGACAGAGCGAAGGCAAAGCUUCGGGAUCCCCCUCCAGCUCAAGGCCAGAGAAGGAACAUAGCCCUGCAGAGGUCGAAAGGCAUUUCCAAGAGCCUGGAGUCAGUUCUGUCCCUGGGCCCCCGCCCCACAGGAGGGGGGUCCAGCCCCCCUGAACUUCGACAUGCCAGAAUGGGGCCCCAGGGUGCCCCGGGCCUGCCACCCCGCCCUCCCGUUGCCGCCAGCUCGUCUUCCCAGCCCAGCCAGCCUCCCAGGGAGCGGCCUCCCUGGCCCAAAAGAGAACUCCCCCACAGUCAGCCCACAGGAGCGCCGGGGGCCAGCAAAGCCACUGUCCCCUCCAGAGGACCCCUGCCCGACUUCGAGCUGCAGAGGAGGAUUACAGAGGUGGAGCUGAGCGUGCAUGGAGUCACCCACCAGGAGUGCCAGGAGGCCCUGAGAGCCACUGGGGGAGAUGUGGUGGCCGCCAUCCGGAACCUCAAGGUGGACCAGCUCUUCUACCUCAGCAGCUGGUCCAGAGCAGACUGCCGGCGCAUCCUGGAGCGCUACCAGUGGGACCUCUCAGCUGCCAGCCGCUACGUCCUGGCCCGGUCUUGAGCUCUGCUCCUUUGGGCAUGGCCACCAGAGGGCCCGAAGGCCUGGCCACGUGGGACCAAGCAGAACUGGAAUGCGGUCCCCCCGGGGCAUUUUCCCAAUGGGGAGAGCCUGCCGUAGGCAGGUACAGGAGGAGCCCAGCACCGGGCACUGGGAGCGUCCCCUCACCCUGCCGCCUGGCCUCCGAGGCCGCCGGCUCCCCUGGCUGGGCCACAGCAGGAGGUGGUCCUUGCUACACAGGCCCGCCCAAGAGGCGGGCUGGCAGGAACAGAGCUGCUAAACCUCACACCGUAGGAAGCUUCUGUCGCUACAGAGAACGAGCAAGUGGCCAUACCGGGCCGUGGGAGCAGCCAUCCUGAACCGCCAUCAGCUCCCACCCUGGGCUCUGUGGGAGCAGCCAUACUGACCGGGGCACAUGGCUCCAACUGCCCCAGCUUCGUCUGGGGCCAUCGUGGAUGAUGACAGUGGCCCUCUUAGACUCAAGGACACUUGAUCCUGGCAGCCUGGAUGGUGAAAUGGGUCAGCGCCUGCCCAGCCCAGCGGUCACAUUUCCCUUUGUUUCUUCCCACACCAACUCUUUCUCCUACCCUCUCCCAGGACAUACACCUUCCAGUGUCCAAAAAGUUACAAAGUUUAUAUGAACAUAA
This is a messenger RNA of Phacochoerus africanus (Common warthog), 2717 nucleotides long. RefSeq names its product tyrosine kinase non receptor 1 (gene TNK1). The record is from RefSeq and is a predicted model, not a curated record. NCBI's taxonomy places the organism in Eukaryota, Metazoa, Chordata, Mammalia, Artiodactyla, Suidae. Gene Ontology annotation, cellular component: signaling receptor complex; basal plasma membrane. The transcript is spliced from 13 exons. Gene Ontology annotation, biological process: protein phosphorylation; positive regulation of kinase activity; cell surface receptor protein tyrosine kinase signaling pathway. Bases 82 to 2073 code for a protein of 663 amino acids. Gene Ontology annotation, molecular function: transmembrane receptor protein tyrosine kinase activity; protein binding; ATP binding.